GACUGCUCUAUGCGCAUAGCAUCUGCGCAGUCAACAUCAAUUCAGACCACGUUGAGGGAGGGUAGUGUAAACAUACGUUUCAGUCAUCAAAGAUGACGAUGUUUUUGAAUUCAGACGUAACGUAACAGUGGUGAUUGAAAUGAAGAGGCAAAGUCAAGCUAGAGAAGUUAAUCUAGUCAAGACACAAACACCUCUUUCAGAUCUUCAAAAUCAACAGGAAGUGAACGACCAGAUUUUUCGUCAUGUUCAAGAGAUGUUUGACGGAAAGGUUGAUGGAGAUGUUGUGUAUAUUAUCCUUCAGGAAUUGGAAUGGAAUGUGGAAAAAGCCAUUGAUACAUUGUGCAACAUGUGUGGAAGCCCGAUUGAUGCAACCAAGAAAAAUAGCAAGUUAGCAGAAAUAGCCAGAGAUGUCUUGUGUCUUGAUAAGAAGAAUAAGUCUUCCCAACAACAGUCAACACAAAAUCUUAUGCCCUCAGAAUUUCCAGCACUGGGCUCACCACAGAAGUCUGAAAGACCACAUUCAUCAACGAGAGAAAAAACUCCAACUCGUGCAGACGCACAAUGGUCAGAUAAUAAAUCUCCACUUAUGAGUCCACAAAAAGUCAAGUCUUCAAACAGUUUUAAAUUUGACAAUAAAUGUAGUCAAGAUAAUGAAUACAUUCAAUCGGCAAACUCAUCAUUGUAUAAUUUGGGAACAUCAGCUGGUAUUAAAACCUCAUUAGAAACUAGCCCAAGGCAUGUAGGUGUAAUUGGUGAAAAGCUAAACAGAAAAUCUAGAGAUAAUUCUCUAUCACCUGGCAACUAUACAAGUCCAUUGGAACAAUCCAAAGUUGAGAAAAAUGUUAAAAGUUUAAAACGAAUUACAAACUCUGGAUUUUCAGACUCUCGAUUAGGACGAAAAAAACCUGGCGAUAAAUAUCAUGAGGUUCUUGGCGAUAGCUUCCCAUCAUUUCAUGAUUUUAACAGCAGUGAUGAUAUAGAACUACAUUCAUCACAACUCACUCCUAAAAAAUCAUCCAAAUUACAGUCUUCACAUAAUUCUUUAGAUGAUAUUGAUGACAAUUUUGAAGAAGAACUGGAUUUUAAUUCAUCUUCAAAGAAAGUAUCUACUCCAUCCAUAGUGCCACAAUUUUCUGAGGGCAUUGGACAUUCAAUUCUUGCUGGUGCUCUCAAUUUGACUACUUCUGUGGACAAUGGGAUACCAACUCCAAGGGAAGAAAAAUUUAAUGUCUUCGGUGCAAAACAGUUAUCAACUCAAAUAUCAACUCAAAUAUCCCCCUCAAUGGGCAAAAGUGCAGCACCUGUAUCUUGUUUGUGGCCACAAACUGGAUAUGAAAGAAGAAAGCAGAGUCUAGAUGUUCAUGAAAGUAGCUACAUGUCUAACUUUCUUCCGUCCUCUACACCUGGGACAUCAAGAUAUUCAUUUGCAAAUAAAAGUGCCUUCAAUUCAAGACAUGACUCCGGAGACUUUGAUAUCGACAGUUUAUUAAAGGAAGGGACAAGUGGCAAUCUGAAUGGAGGGAGUCAAAUCAAAGAUACUUCAAACCAGUCAAAAGAGCUUGCAAAUGCUUCACAAGACAGUUGUGAUCUGUUAAAUGUAGAAAGCGAUGAAGCAAUAGAGCGGCCAAAGUCCACAGAAAUGCAGUUACCAGUUGUAUCAUUCGAACUCUCUGUCACUGCAAAAGAAUUUGUUCCAAGAUUGCAGAAAGAAGAUGAUAUUGAACAAGCUGAUGAGCAGACAGAAAGCUGGCAACCUUAUUUUGUGAUGCCAAAAAUGGGAAAACCUCCAGUGGAUGGAGCAAUGCCCAUUCCACAACCUCGAAUUCCUGAUCAGUUUGUACCAGGGUUUCGACAACCAAGAGCUCCAUUUGCAAUGCCAUUACACCCACCUUGGUUGCCUAGAGGAGGAAGGGGUCCCCCGCCAAGGGGAAGGCAACGUUGGAUGCAGUUUCCCAAUUUUCCUGAACCAAGAGGAGGUCCACCCUUUCUACCACCAGGGGGAGUACUGCCUGUUCAGAGGAGUAGCAAAUCUUCCACAGAGUUAAAUGAGAAGGAGAUAGAAAGAGUAAAGGAAAAGAUUACCACUGGUGCUAUAAUGUUGAUUGUUUUGAGAGGACUCCCAGGAAGUGGAAAAUCUACAUUAGCAAAAGAACUGGUUGGAGAUGGAGUAAUUUUAAGUACAGAUGAUUACUUCAUGGAGAAUGGAAUGUACAACUAUGAUGUCAGCAAACUUGCGGAUGCUCAUGACUGGAGUCAAAAAAGAGCUGCAGCAGCAAUGGAGGAGAGGAGAACCCCUGUAAUUAUAGACAACACUAACACUCAAGCCUGGGAAUUCAAACCAUACCUGAAACUAGGGAAGGCAUUUUCAUAUGAAAUGGAAAUAUUGGAGCCAAAUACACCAUGGAAAUAUUCUGUUAAGGAGUUGACAAGGAGAAAUGAUCAUGGCGUACGAAAGGAACAUAUCCAGAAGAUGAAAGAGAGAUUCCAAAAAGAUUUAACUGUAGAACAUGUCUUAGGUUUACCUUUGAAGAAAAGUAAAAUAGAAAAUGGGGAGAAACCAAAGGAUGUAGAGUUUUCCCAAGCAGAUUUUCCUGAGCUUAAAACUUCUCAGCCUGGGAGGGGAAGUCCAUUCAGUUCACCUAGGAGGGAUUCAUUAGAUCAUGAGGUUUUCUUAACAAGACCUGAGGAUUUUAAAGAGAAUGACCACCAGAUAAAAUUUAGAAAAAACAGUGGUGAUUCGCUGCUAGAGUGUACCACUCCAGGUAGUGAUACAGAUUCUGAGAAGAGAAUGGAAAAAGAAUUUGACCAGUUAAGUGAUAGCAGAUACAGCCCCACCCCGACUAAUAUAGGAUAUGUUGCUAGAUCUCAUUUAGCAAUGUCAACCAGCAACCUGCACAAACAACUGGAAAUUAUCUCAAAGCGAAAAACUCUUAUGUCACCACCAGUUUCGUAUGGAGCUAAACAGAAAGAGGACACAUGUGAAGCAACUGUGGAAGAGUGUACAAUUUCUCAGUCCUCAACAAAAGUUACGGACACACAAACAGCUGAAAAAGAUAAUAUAGAGAAGAUAGUGGAUGAUCUUAUCUCUGAGAAUGUGGGUUCUUGGAAUGUCGAUAGUGAUCAGGAUAAGGUAGUAAAUGAACUUAAAUCUCUCAUCCUUUUCAUGCCUAUUGAUCCCAUGCAGCACCCACAAGUGGAGAAAAUGAUUGAAGAAAAAAUAAGAAUACUGUCUCAAAAUAGUGUGAAUGAUCAUAAUAUUGACGUAGAUGGGAAUGCUGCAAAUGAAAACGAUGAUAUUGAUGAUGGGAAAGUGGCAAAUUCUCAUGAAAACGAAAAUGUUUGGGAUACUUCAAAAGAUCAGCAAACUGAGCAUUUGUUUGAAAACAUGGUACACAAUACCAAGAAUACUUCAGAUGAUUUAACUAGUACAGAGUUACGAGGAGAGGAUGAAAUUCCAAGUGACCGUGGACAGAUGACUGAGGCUAUUUCAGAGAGUGAUGAAAUUCCGAGUGACCGUGGACAGGUGACCAAGGCUAUUUCAGAGAGUGAUGAAAUUGCAAUGGACCGUGGACAGAGGACUGAGGCUAUUUCAGAGAGUGAUGAAAUUGCAAUGGACCGUGGACAGAUGACCGAGGCUAUUUCAGAGAAGGAUGAAAUUCCAAUGGACCGUGAACAGGUGACCGAGGCUAUUUCAGAGAGCAGUGAAAUUCCAAGUGACUGUGGACAGAUGACUGACUCAUUUUCAGAGAGUGAUGAAAUUCCAAGUGACCAUGGACAAGUGACCGAGGCAAUUUCAAAGAGUGAUGAAAUUCCAAUGGACCCUGGACAGGUGACAGAGGCUAUUUCAGGGAGUGAUGUAUCUUCAGAACUAAGUAACAUUAAAGCAUCAGAAGUGUUGUACUGGACAAAACAAGAAUGUAAUGAAGAAAGUGAAACUGAUGUUUUGGUGUCUGCAGGCACAUGGGAAGAUGAAGAAGACACAAAAGAUCAGAAACCCCGCAGACAGAGACGCGUAAUCAGACGUACACACCGAAGUCAGCAGGUUAUACAGGAAGAUGAUGAUGUGUUAGAUACAGAGAAUGUUGUCUCCAGAAGUGCCUUCAGUGAUGGAGAAAUUGAAUUGAUGACAGAUACAUCCCAUAUAUCAAAAUCGUUGAAUGAAUCUUCAUCUGAGCAUCAAACCUCCAUCUCAAAGAAAAUUGUGAAAGUCACCCAGGCUACCCCUAAUGGACUAAGUUCAUCAGUCUGUGAUAAGAGCAAUAUAAUGUUACAAGAGGAUGUUGUUCUUGAAAAAGAUAAAACCCAAGCUGUAAAGAAAAACAGCAGGAGAAAAAUGGCAGCCAGAUUCCCAUACUUUAAUGAUAGUGAUGUAGCCAAAUUUUCUGUAAGUGAUUGGACUGCUAUUAAAGUGGAUAAGCUUGAUGAUGUAAAGUAUGAAAAUAUUGAGAAACCAGAAGAAACUUCAUUAACCAUAACGGUGGAUUCUGAAACAGAAAUAACACCACAGGAUUUAAAAAUAAUGUAUGAACUUAAUAAUGAAAUGACAGUCAGUAGUGGUGGGGAUCUUUGUGUUAUUGAUGGCAAGGAUUGGAAAGGAUAUUCAACUGAUGGUAACUCUCCCGAAAAUUCUGUUAGAAAUAGUAAAGUGAUGACAGUACAUCGUAGUACCAUGACAGAAGAUCUGCUAGAGGCAGAUAUUGAAUUUUUGAAAAACAGUUUCCCCACAAUCCCAGAAGUACAUUUAAAAGAUGUUUUACAGAACUGUGAUAACAGUGUCGAGUGGGCAGCAGACAUUAUUCUGGAGUGGAAUUUUCAUGACUUAUCUUUGAGUCAAGAGGACAAAAAAAAAUAUUUAGACUCGAUAUUUAAGUUACAACGAAUGCCGAAGUCCCCAACCAUACCUGUCAAAUUGAGAAGUUCAUCAACUGUUAGUAUGGUGGAGCCAUUCAAACAACCUGCUCUUCUUUUGGACAUUUGUGUAAAAUUCUUGGAAGACACAAAUAUUGCAACUAAAGAGGACAUUGAAAAUCAGCUGAUUGCAAACUCUCAGAAGAGACUGCUUUCAUAUGAAUCAAACAUUCGAAUACAUCAUCAAUUCUCACGAGAGAAUGAGGGUGAUGAGAUAUUUAUUGAAGAUGAUGACUUCACAAAAAAGAUUCUACAAGAAUUGUUGGACAAAAGUGAGAGAGAGUCUGCAUCUGACAAUAUUUCUAUACAACAUGAAUCAAAAACAGAUCAGAGCUUGAAUUUGUUAUAUAUAGAUUCUCCACAGAGUGGUGUAUUUGAAGGGGUGUCAGACAUUUCUUGUCCCACAGAAAGUCAGAUUGUGUCUACUCCUGGAACAGAGUCCCCAGCUAAUCUGACACUGUCCCUUGAACUUCCAAAUGACUUUGUGCAGGCUCUUUUAAGUCUUUUUGGAUCGAUUGGAAAAUUGACCCCAGAAACAGCAGAAGCUUUAACAAUUCCAGUAGAUUACAUAACCGCUCAGCGACUUCAUCAGUGUCUGAGGACUGAACAUGUAGAAAAUCAUGUCAACAGACGACAGCAGAUUUCAGAAGAUGAGGCCUUAGCGCAGCAGCUACAAUCAACAAUGAAUGAUUCCUCCGUGACAAAAUCAAAUGCAUCGGAAUCACGUGACAGACGUCCUGCUCGAGAGUCAAUGCUUGCAAUAAUGCAUGAGCAGUUACUGGAGGAAAGAAGGAAAACUGAACUGAAAAAAGAUUUAAAGGCCUCAGGAUAUCAUGAUACCAUGGGUAAUAGAAUGAAAAGGCAGAAGCUUUAUGAAGAAUUCCCAGCUAUUGAUCCAUCUGUCAUAGAUGAAAUAUUUCAAGGAAAUUGCUUCAGCUAUGAGGAAACAGUAAGAGCAGUGAGGGGGUCACUCGGAUCUAAUGAGCCACCAAAAACUGUGAUGACAGCAGAAGCAGCAGACGUGUAUGAAAGAAAAUUGAUAGAAGCAGCCAAACAGCAAAGUCUGCAAGAAAUGAUUGACUCAUAUUCCUAUCGUCCAAAAGCAAAGAAAGAAUUCCAAAGUGCUGAAAACCCAGAAUAUGAAGAUAUCAGAGGAGAAGCCAAUCUACAUUAUAGACUGCGUCUUGAAUGUUUUCAAAAAGCUCAAGAAGCUUACAGACGGGGCAUGAAACAAGUGGCCCAGUUUUACUCCAAUCAGGGCCACAAGCAUACAAAGCAGAUUAAAGAGGCAAAUGAAAAUGCUGCACAAAUGAUUUUAGGCAAGAGAGAGGAGUAUCUUGAGACCAAGUCUACUCUGGAUCUUCAUGGUUUACAUGUUGAUGAGGCCAUUACAGUUCUUACAAAUGUUAUAGAGGAUCAGUUGAAAAAUCUAUCCAGUAGUGUGUAUAGAAAGAAAGAUCUCUUCAUCAUAACAGGAAGGGGCAGCCAUAGCAGGGGUGGUGUAGCAAGAAUCCGACCAGCUGUUAUGCGAUGGCUCAAACAAAAAGGCUACAACUUUGCUGAGGUCCGUGAGGGUCUGUUAAAACUGCGUCUGCCUUAGGAACAUUAAUUGAUUUGUACCAAGUGACGAGAACUUAGAUAGCUGUUUGCAUUUGUUUGUAUUUUUCACCUAUCAGUAAAUUGUUUGAUAAACAUUGAAAACAUGCAUGAAAUGCAUGUAGGAUGUGUUUAUGUUUAUUUUUUACCUGUAUUUUAGAUAAGUUCAUGGAUAUGAUUGAUAUUCUUGAAGAAUUAUACUUUUCGAAAACAUUAUACAUGUAUACCCGUAUCAAUUUCAAAGCAUGAUCAUAAAUUGUUGAUUUCAAAGCAUCAUGAAUAUAAAUUGUUUAAAGUUGACACUUUAUUCGUAUACUAUAAACAUUAACUACCAGGUAUUAUUUGUAACUUUUCUGGGAUUUGUUGUUGGUGUUUACAAACUAUACAAGUACACUCGUGUUGUAGGUGUGGUUUUGUAUUACUGUGUAUAAGAAUAAGAGCAUGUGUAUAUGAAUAAAAGGAAAAUGAGUCAAUCUUUGGUUGUACUAUAAAUAAUGAUAUUGUAAUACAGUUAUAACAGGAAAUUUGACACUGAAAGUUUAAAUGUUGAUUUGACUUAGUCAGAUGUCAGUGUUUUUGAUGAUUCAUGUGCAAUGUGAUAUUUUAAGAGAUAAGCAAAAUAUCUUGUAUUAGAUCUGGCAGAUUCUAAUUUCUUGUAGUAUGAAAAGAAGCAGUAAUGAAAAUGAUUUAUUUUUUUUAUUUUGAUGCAAAGCAGUCAAAUAUGUGAAGCUUCAAUUAUUAGAAAGUAAUUGCCAUUCUGCCAGUAUAUACAUAUUAUCAUUCUGCUAGUAUGUACAUAUUACCAUUCUGCUAGUAUGUGCAUAUUACCAUUCUGCUAGUGAGUACAUAUUGCAUACGACUCAGAAAGUAAUUGUUCUAGAAGAACCAGUUAUAUGGAUUUUUUUAUUGUGUUUUAUGUGGAUGUAAAAGAUGUGUGAAAUAUUUGUUUACCCGGUACUAUACAUGUAUAUACACAAUGCUGUGUCAUAUUAUCUAACAUAUAUAUAAGAUGUGCAUGUAUUUCUAUAAAUUGUGGUAAGAGUUUCAAAACUAUCCAUGCUUUGUUCAAGCAUAUGGAAUGGUCUGAUUUGGUGUAGCUGGAUCUUGCAUGUCAAUAACAGGUCAGUGAAUUUACCAGACAUGUGGUAAACUGACACUUUCAUUUAUACAUGUGUUAAAAGAUAGAAAAGUUGGAGAGAAAAAGUUGUUUUGAGCUUUUUUCCCCCCCCCUUUUGCUACAUUUUUUACAUCACCACAUGCCCUGUAUUAUAAAAUAUGUUGAUGGCUAUGUUGAUUGUAUGCAUAGUUACAUGUACAUAUUUCGAAUGAUAUAGAUAUUCAUAUUAUAAAAGUUGUAAAACAAAAUGCUCAAAGCAUUUCAUUUUAUAAUAAACAAGUUAUGCGAAGAGCAUAAGUAGCGUGUGCAUGAGCGAUAUGUACAUUUUAUACACGUCAUUAGACAAUGAUUGCUUUCUUUUUUAUCAUUAGGGAGGAUAAAUCUCCCUAUCAUAUUUCACCCCUUCAGCAGUCUCAUGCAUUUUACGUAAAUUUUACAUCAAGGUAAACAUAGUUUAUUGUGAUAUCACAAUUAGUCCGAGUCAUUACUUUCAUAGUUCAUAGUUCGUAAGGCACAAAAUGAAUAUUUAUUUUUUACUUGGGUUUCUGGUACACAGUUGAAUCACCUGAUUUUGGUUGAUACAAAAACAAGCAAGUAAAUCAGCAUUCAAGGAGAAAUGGUCAUCAUAUCACUGUAUUUUGUUGUUUUUAUCUUCUAAUACGUUCACGGCGUGGCGUUACCAUAAGGGCGAUCUCGGCUACAUACAAUGUAUAAAUGAGUGGACUCCAAUUUCAAAUGUCAGUUUUGUAGUCUUGCUUUGUUUCUGUAUAAUAAACAAUUUAUUGCAUGAAUGUUUGGGAGAUAUGAAGAUGUAGUCACUUGUAUUCACUGAAGAUCUUCAUGCAAUAAAUGUAUAUUGUAAUAUUUGAACUGAGUGUCAUAAUUAUUGUCAGGUGCUGAAUUCUGAAUUGGCUCAACUUCAUCUUCCAUCGGUUAUCUUUUGUUAUGCACAUUCUAUUCUAUGUUUCUCAUAUUUACACAAACACAUUUAUACUUUUCAUGUCAGAUUAGUUUUUGAAUGUACAUGGAGUGAAAUCAAGUUAAUGGUUGUUGAGUCUUGUGAUUGUUAUUUGAAGUGAUAUUUGAAUCAACGUCAAAACAAAUUGAAAACUAAGCUUUAUAUUUUUUUUUUUAUGAAAUGGUAGCUUUUUUAAUCAGGUAACUGUGAUCUCUUAUUCUUCUAAUGGUAGUGUUAAAACAUGUAUAAAAAAGGGUUAAACAACAUAUUAUAUAACAUAACUUUAUUGAUAAUUAUGUGAUUACUGUUUUUCUAAACAAAAAAUAUGUAUAUUUAACUACGCACAAUUGUUCAAUAAACAAUUAGAAUGCAUGAGUA
This is a messenger RNA of Ostrea edulis (European flat oyster), 8957 nucleotides long. Its product is annotated as NEDD4-binding protein 2-like. Gene Ontology annotation, molecular function: ubiquitin binding. The record is from RefSeq and is a predicted model, not a curated record. The transcript has 16 exons. NCBI's taxonomy places the organism in Eukaryota, Metazoa, Mollusca, Bivalvia, Ostreida, Ostreidae. Bases 140 to 6508 code for a protein of 2122 amino acids.